CACGUCCAGCCUUUCAUUGCUUUUCUGAAAAUGUAGAACAAAAUCCAAUGAAAAAUUUGCUCCCUCAACUUUCGAGCAACUAUUUUUACUCUGCACUUCAUGCAGUUUUCAUUUUAAGCUCAGUGCAAUUAGUAUUAUUGCACUCAGCGUACUGUUUAGGAAUGUUCGUGCAAAAUUUCUUUAAAUUAUAUUUAUUUAUAUUGGAUAUUUCCCUUUACCUUUUUUAAUUAAACAUUAACCUCUUAAUUUCAAUAAAACAGCGUUUUCUUUUAGUUACAAUCGAAUUGGAAAUCUGGCAACAGCGAUUUGUUUUGAUUUUGUCUAAUUUUCAGUAUUUAGAAAAUAAUUCAAAUUUCUCAAAAAAGCUCAAAGUUAAGAAACAAUUUCAAGCAAACAACAAUGUCGAAGAAAAUAAGCGAUUAUAUACGUAAAAAUUUGCAAAGCAUCAUCCAGAGUGCAGGUUCCCACAAGGAACAGGCCGAAAAAUAUAGAGUUAUUCUGGAUUUGAUCCUCAAAGAACAAGGAGACGACUUAGUUGAAGGCCUGCAAAUAUUCAUUGAAGCCAUUGUAAACGAAAAUGUAAGUCUAGUAAUCUCUCGCCAAAUCCUCACAGAAAUCAGCAGCCACUUGGUAAAACUCCCAGACGACGUCUCAAAAUCAGUCUCCCAUUUCACCCUGGAAAAAGUCCAACCCAGAGUAAUUUCGUUUGAAGAACAAGUUGCCAGCAUUCGUCAGCACUUAGCAGACAUCUAUGAGCGCACCCAGCAAUGGCGCGAAGCUGCAGCAGUCCUAGUCGGAAUACCUUUGGAAACUGGCCAAAAACAAUACUCUGUAGACUACAAGCUUGAGACUUACCUAAAAAUUGCCAGACUAUACUUAGAAGAUGAUGAUCCUGUUCAGGCUGAAGCUUUUAUAAAUAGAGCCUCACUACUUCAAGCAGAAUCCAAAAACGAACAACUUCAAGUCUAUUACAAAGUUUGCUAUGCAAGGGUUUUGGAUUAUCGCAGGAAGUUUAUUGAAGCAGCUCAGCGUUACAAUGAAUUGUCUUUUAGAAACAUUGUCCAUGAAGAUGAAAGAAUGACUGCCUUGAGGAAUGCUUUAAUUUGUACUGUUUUAGCCUCAGCUGGUCAGCAAAGAUCCAGAAUGCUGGCUACAUUAUUCAAAGACGAACGCUGUCAGCAAUUACCUGCUGUUGGUAUUUUGGAAAAAAUGUAUUUAGAAAGGAUUAUUCGUAGGUCUGAGCUUAAAGAUUUUGAAGCGUUGCUUCAGCCGCAUCAAAAAGCCUCUACUUUAGAUGGUACUAAGAUUUUAGACCGGGCAAUGGUGGAGCAUAAUUUAUUGUCUGCAAGUAAAUUGUACAACAAUAUUAGUUUUGAAGAGUUGGGGGCCUUGCUUGAAAUUAAUCCGUCAAAAGCUGAAAAAAUUGCCAGCCAAAUGAUUACAGAAGGCAGAAUGCACGGCUAUAUUGAUCAAAUUGAUUCUAUUGUACAUUUUGAGACCAGAGAAACCUUGCCUCAAUGGGACAAACAGAUUCAGUCUUUGUGCCAGCAAGUCAAUUCGAUGAUUGAGCAAAUUGCAAAUGCGCAUUCUGAUUGGAUGGCCAAAAUCACUGAAGAACAGAUGGUGUCUUAAGAUGUUAUUACAAUGAAUUAUCAACAAUGAUUUUUAUGUUAAAAGUAUAUCAAAUCAAAAUCUUGUAUUAUUUCUGUUGGGGUGGUUGUGGUUAUAAUAAGGCAUGUUACUUAUUUACGUAUUUAUUGGACAGGUUAAUGAAUUUUAGAUUAUGCAAUUAUUUCAGGGUUGACUUGGUAUAGAGUAAAGACGAGUAUAUGUUGCUUCGUUGAUGGUCGUGGUAGGAGAGAGGGCCAGCCCUUGAUACUCUGUAGUAUCCUUGAUAAAUUGCAAGGCAGUGUUGCAAAUAUUAAUAAUCAAUUUCUCUGGACACUACAAUUUGUAUUUCAAGAUGUGUCGGUUUUCCAUUAAAUAAAUUUAAAAAUUCAGUAUAAUGUGCCCUUAAUUUUCUUCUUUUUUUUCCUGGAAGUUUCAGAAUUUUUGGUUUAAUAGUUUUCCAGAAAAAAAUUAAAAUGUAAGCAGAUGCAUUUUUGCUUAAUUUGGAUUUUGCAAGUUGAUUUUCAUUGAUUUCUCAUUCUGUUAUUUCUCACUGGAAAAAUUUGAAAUUUUAGUAAAAUGAGCUCAUACCUUUCCUCUUUUUCUCCUGAAAGUUUCACAAUUUUCCCUUCAGUAGUUUUCC
Molecule: messenger RNA, 2251 nt
Organism: Ceutorhynchus assimilis (cabbage seed weevil)
Lineage: Eukaryota; Metazoa; Arthropoda; Insecta; Coleoptera; Curculionidae
Source: the annotation of a GenBank genome assembly